Molecule: messenger RNA, 2355 nt
Organism: Danio rerio (zebrafish)
Lineage: Eukaryota; Metazoa; Chordata; Actinopteri; Cypriniformes; Danionidae
Gene: elp3
Product: elongator acetyltransferase complex subunit 3
Cellular component (GO): cytoplasm; nucleus
Molecular function (GO): catalytic activity; metal ion binding; tRNA uridine(34) acetyltransferase activity
Source: RefSeq, marked provisional
GUUUUACGGAAGAGUGUAGCAUGUUAACAGAUGUUGACAAUAUUAUCUGCGAGUUCAUGAAGUAAAUAACUGCGCGUUUUAGUCUUUAUCUGGUACGAGAGCUGGAGUGUUUGUAGAUUGUGUCUAAGAUGGGAAAGCCAAAAAAGAAGAGUGACUUGAGUCGUGCAGAACUGAUGAUGAUGACAAUAGCAGACGUCAUCAAGCAGUUGGUUGAGGCCCAUGAAGAAGGAAAAGAUAUUAAUCUGAACAAGGUCAAGACAAAGACCUCAGCUAAAUACGGCCUCUCCGCACAGCCACGGCUGGUGGACAUCAUUGCUGCAGUACCACCACACUAUCGCAGAGCAUUGGUACCAAAGUUGAAAGCCAAACCCAUCCGCACAGCCAGUGGGAUUGCAGUCGUUGCUGUGAUGUGCAAGCCUCAUCGCUGUCCUCACAUUAGUUUCACUGGCAACAUCUGUGUCUAUUGCCCUGGGGGUCCAGACUCCGAUUUUGAAUAUUCCACACAGUCAUACACAGGAUACGAGCCCACAUCAAUGAGAGCCAUCCGUGCACGAUACGAUCCCUACCUCCAGACUAGGCACCGAGUAGAACAGCUCAAGCAGCUGGGACACAGCGUGGAUAAAGUGGAGUUCAUUGUGAUGGGAGGCACAUUCAUGGCUCUGCCGGAGGAGUACAGGGACUAUUUCAUCCGUAACCUCCAUGACGCGCUGUCAGGACACACGUCUAACAACGUCACCGAAGCUGUCAGGUACUCCGAGCGCAGUAACACCAAAUGUGUGGGCAUCACGAUUGAGACCAGACCCGACUACUGUCUGAAGAGACACUUGAGUGACAUGCUGGGCUACGGUUGCACCAGACUGGAGAUCGGCGUACAGAGUGUUUAUGAGGAUGUUGCUCGGGAUACCAACAGAGGACACACAGUUCGGGCUGUGUGUGAGUCUUUCCACCUUGCUAAGGAUGCUGGAUUUAAAGUUGUUGCUCACAUGAUGCCAGACUUACCCAAUGUUGGCAUGGAAAGAGACGUGGAGCAGUUUAUAGAGUUUUUUGAGAACCCUGCCUUCAGGCCAGACGGGCUCAAGCUUUACCCUACACUGGUGAUACGAGGCACUGGACUGUAUGAGCUGUGGAAAACAGGCCGUUAUAAGAGCUACUCUCCCAGUGCCUUGGUGGACUUGGUAGCAAGAAUACUAGCGCUGGUUCCACCAUGGACUCGUGUGUAUCGUGUACAGAGGGAUAUCCCAAUGCCACUGGUGAGCUCUGGAGUGGAACAUGGCAAUCUGAGAGAACUGGCACUGGCCAGAAUGAAGGACAUGGGCACUGAGUGUAGAGAUGUAAGAACCAGAGAAGUGGGCAUCCAAGAGAUUCAUCACAAAGUUCGACCAUAUCAGGUCGAGCUGAUCCGCAGAGACUAUGUGGCUAAUGGAGGCUGGGAGACCUUUCUGUCUUAUGAGGACCCCGAGCAGGAUAUUUUAAUUGGUCUCCUGCGUCUCCGCCGAUGCUCUCCGCAGUCCUUCCGGCCUGAGUUGAAGGGUGGUGUAUCCAUAGUUCGGGAGCUGCAUGUCUACGGAAGUGUGGUUCCUGUCAGCAGCCGAGAUCCCAGCAAGUUCCAGCAUCAGGGUUUUGGAAUGAUGUUGAUGGAGGAGGCCGAGAGGAUAGCCAGAGAUGAGCACGGCUCCAGCAAAUUGGCUGUUAUCUCAGGUGUUGGAACGAGGAAUUACUACAGAAAAAUGGGUUAUGAACUGGAGGGGCCAUAUAUGGUGAAAAACCUUUACUGAAGCAAAGAGGAAUCCAACCAAGAUGCGUCAUAUUCCCUGGAGAAUAUCAUCAGACAUGCAGGACACUGAUUUUAAGGGGGAUCUUUACAUCCCACCUGUAAUUGGGCAUGGCUUUGGGACUAGUGUGUGUGUGGUCAGCACAAAGCAAAUGGCAACUAUUCCGUUACAUGCCAGCCAAAGAGUGUAUUCUGUACAAGUAUUAGUGCUUGUUAGAAAGGUACACUAUUAUUUUACCAAGGUUUUCUCUUAUAUACAUGCCAAUGCAUGUAAUUCUUUGGGAUAACACUCAUUUUUUUGGUCACAUUAUUUUUGGUUUCUAUUGACAACAUGGGGCAUAAUGGAAGAAAAGAGACUGCAUAGACUCUCCGUUAUCCCGUUAUGGAAGCACAUUUUUCAUGUGGAUUUGCAAGGAAGAAAUUAUUCAUGCUUUCAGCUUGGCACAUUUGACUAAUCCAUCGUUUAUCCUGUCCGGUUAAUUCUGAAGUUGGAUUAAUUGCAUUUUUAUGUUUUCUUGGCUUUGCAUGAAAAAACGUUCAUUUGGUCAUUUUUAUUGUUGUUAAUAAAAGAUAUUUAUCCAGGA